GCCCUAGUUGCGGAAGUGCUGGAUAAAAUUCUCCAAAAUUUUCAAUAAAAUGAUUAUUUUGAAAUACAUGAUUUAGCAGAAAUGGAGGAGUUGAGUUCAAAAGAGAGAUUGUUUCAGUUUUGGAUGAUUUAUACAACCAAGACUGAUCCAAAGGCACUACACGACUAUAUUGAACUAUUUAUAGAGACAUACAGGGAUCUGAUAGACUAUGAUUUGAAUCAUCUAACUGAUGGGUUCUCUGAAGAAGGUCCACAUCUGACCAAAUUGCCUGAUGGGAAUACUACAGGUGCUUGGCAACCAGUUGAAUCAGUGUUGCUGUGGUGAUGACCUAAAUACGAUCAAAC
Ruditapes philippinarum (Manila clam) is the source of this 344-nucleotide messenger RNA. RefSeq names its product neurobeachin-like protein 1. Lineage: Eukaryota; Metazoa; Mollusca; Bivalvia; Venerida; Veneridae. Bases 82 to 324 code for a protein of 80 amino acids. The transcript has 3 exons. The record is from RefSeq and is a predicted model, not a curated record.